AACGUUAGAAUACAAAUAUGGAAGAUUAUAAAUAGAAAAUAGAACUGAUUAAUGAAGACGGUGAGAAAGUAAGAUGACAGCACUGUUGUCAUGCGAGAAGAAACGAAGCAAUAGAAAGACAGCGGAUGUGAGUUUUGUUCAACUCCACCAACACUAAUCAUCAAUCCACUACUCAUUAAAUCAACAAAGAGUGCAGCCCACACUUCCUUUUCCACAAUCAUAACCGUUUUUCUUUUCACUUCAUCACCAUCAUCAUGCCCACAUAUUCCCCGGCUGCGUCUGCCUCCAGAACAAUCGGGGAAUGCAUUUAUGCGGCGUUGAUGCCGCUCAUAGCCGUCGUCGAGGUUUUCGUCUCCGCCGUUGCAGGUUGUUUCAACUCUCAUCGUCCGCUCUCCGUUUUUCAUUCUCACAAAUCUUCUUAUACUGCUCGUGAUUUCAAUCGCCUUGCUCAAGAAACUAGAUUCACUGUUAAUGAAGUGGAGGCAUUGCAUGAACUGUUUAAACAGAUAAGUAGCUCCGUAAUUGAUGAUGGCUUGAUUCACAAGGUGGAGCUUCAAUUGGCACUAUUUCAAACCCCAAAUGGAGAAAAUCUUUUUCUUGAUCGAGUUUUUGAUCUUUUUGAUGAAAAGAGAAACGGUGUUGUCGAUUUUGAAGAAUUUGUCCAUUCGCUCAGUGUUUUCCAUCCUUACGCUCCUAUGGAUGAAAAAAUAGAUUUUGCAUUUAAGCUCUAUGACCUAAGACAAACAGGGUUCAUUGAGCCAGAGGAAGUCAAGCAAAUGGUUAUAGCUAUUUUGAUGGAAUCUGAAAUGAAUCUUUCUGAUGAUCUUCUUGAAGCUAUUGUUGACAAGACAAUUGCCGAUGUUGAUCAAGACAAUGAUGGUAAAAUCAGUAAAGAAGAUUGGAAAGCUUUUGUGAGUCGAAAUCCGUCGCUAUUAAAGAACAUGACACUUCCUUAUUUGAAGGAUAUCACUACUGUGUUUCCUAGUUUUAUAUUCAAAUCAGACGCUGAAAUUUGAGGAAGAAAAUGUGUUAAUUUGAGAUCAAGAUUAGAUGCUUUCUGUUUGAGGCAAAUUAUUGGAUUCUUUAUUGCUGUAAAUGGUAACAACAGAGGUAAUUUGUGGACAGAUAAUCGUGGUGGUCAAAACUGCACAAUUCCUGCAGCCAUACCGAGAAGUCACCGAGUUUUUAUCUUUUGUAUGAUUGAAAGAACACUUUCUGGACCAACAAAACAUCAUAUUUGUAGCAUAGAAUUCCUAGAUUUGAUUACCUGUAUAUUCACAUAACCAAUGUUUGUUUUCAUUUGGUUCCAUUGUAUAUAAAGAGUGAGUGCAGUGACAUCUUCAAGUGAAAA
Molecule: messenger RNA, 1351 nt
Organism: Lathyrus oleraceus (garden pea)
Lineage: Eukaryota; Viridiplantae; Streptophyta; Magnoliopsida; Fabales; Fabaceae
Product: calcineurin B-like protein 10
Exons: 9
Coding region: 255-1016 (253 amino acids)
Biological process (GO): calcium-mediated signaling
Molecular function (GO): kinase binding; calcium ion binding
Source: RefSeq, a predicted model, not a curated record